This is a messenger RNA of Dryobates pubescens (Downy woodpecker), 1904 nucleotides long. RefSeq names its product RAB11 family interacting protein 1 (gene RAB11FIP1). Gene Ontology annotation, biological process: regulated exocytosis. The coding region runs from base 9 to 1883 and encodes 624 amino acids. Lineage: Eukaryota; Metazoa; Chordata; Aves; Piciformes; Picidae. Gene Ontology annotation, cellular component: intracellular membrane-bounded organelle. The transcript is spliced from 5 exons. Gene Ontology annotation, molecular function: small GTPase binding. The record is from RefSeq and is a predicted model, not a curated record.
CCGCUGCCAUGUCGGGCCUGGGCGCGGGCUCGGCCCCGGCCUGGGUUCCCACCCACGUGCAGGUGACGGUGCUGCGGGCGCGGGGGCUGCGCGCCAAGGCGGCGGCGGGCGGCGGCGGCGGCAGCGAUGCCUACACCGUGAUGGCGCUGGGCCGCGAGAAGUUCUCCACAUCGGUGGCGGAGCGGUGCCAGGGGCAGCCGCUGUGGCGGGAGGAGGCCACCUUCGAGCUGCCGCCGCCGCCGCGGCCCGCCGCCCUCCGCCUCACCGUGCUGCACCGCGCCCUCGUCGGCCUCGACAAGUUCCUGGGACGGGCAGAGGUGGACCUGGCCGCGCUGCGGACCGACGGCGGCCGGCGGCACACCAGGUGGUACAAGCUCCGCUCCAAGCCGGGCAAGAAGGAGAAGGAGCGAGGGGAGAUCGAGGUGGACAUCCAGUUCAUGAGGAGCAACCUGACUGCCAGCAUGUUUGACCUGUCAGCCAAGGACAAGUCUCGCUCUGCCUUUGGCAAGCUGAGGGACAAGCUGAAGGGGAAGAGGAGCAGCGGGCUCUCGGACACGGCCUCGGCCGUCCUUCCCAGCGCCUCUGCCUCCUCCGGCGACAGCGACGAAGAGGCAGCCGAGAAGGAGAAGAAGAAAUCCAAGUUCAAAAGCCUCUUUUCCAAGCCUGGCCUGCAGAAGAGCUCCCUCUCCCAGUCCAUGUCAGUCCUGCCCACGCAGCAGCCUGCCACCCCCAAGGUUCUGCUGCGGCCCAGCGACUUCCAGCCGCAGUGGGACGAGGAGGACUCCGAGACCUCUCCUUCCUCUCCUUCUCCUGUAUUCAGAUCUCGUAAAACAGCCACUUUGGACAAGCACCUAAACCCAGUGAGCACUAACCACAGCAGGAAGGAAGGGCUCUCACUGUUCAGCGGCCUUAAAUCCAAAAAUGAUCCAGUUUCCAAGUCCAGUCUGUGCAUCAAUGGCAGUCAUGUCUAUAUGGAAGAGAGCAGGGCCAAGGACAACACUCCAGCCUCUUCCCCCUCUCCUCACAACUUCAGGAGGAAGCAGCUCUUUGCUUCAGAAGAGAACCUGUCCUCCAGGUCUGCUAAAACCCCUGAAGAGGCAGGAAGAACAUCUCCUAGCCAUGCUUUCUCUGGGUCUGCAUCCCUGGAGACCUUUAAAUCCAUGACCUUGCCAUCAUACAAGUUGCUUAGCAGUGAAGAACAGCUGGAGCCCAGCCUUCCUCCUGCUGGGGAGGUCAUUAAAGAGCCCAAAAAGCCAGAGCCCAAAAAGUCUGCCUUGCUCUCUCUGGUCACUGGGAAGAAGGAUGCAGUCAAGAGCAGUGAUGCCGAGGGUAUCCCUGACAGCACCUUGCAGGGUGAGGCAAGCUGCAUUCCAGAAGAGAAGAGUGAACAAGAGACCAAACAGCUUGAACCUGCAGCAGAUGGAAGCAGAGGCAGUCCCCCAGAAGACAGCCAGCAGGCAGAGGAUGGCUCUGCAAGCAAGCAGCCUCUCAACCCUUUCGAGGAGGAGCGGAGGCCUGAGAGAGCUGCCCCUGCAAAGACCAAAGCUGUCAAGCCCAGGCUCCAUCCUGUGAAGCCCAUGAAUGCCACAGCAAGCAAGCCCCAGAGUAAAACCCUGAAUGUCAUCAGCACUAUGAAUGAAAAGCUGCUGGAGAUGAACAUGAAGAAGUACGAGCCCUCAGACCCUGCCUAUGCCUAUGCCCAGCUGACACACGAUGAGCUGAUCCAGCUGGUCCUCAGACAGAAGGAUACCAUCAGCAGGAAAGACCUCCAGGUGCGGGAGCUGGAAGACUACAUCGACAACCUCCUCGUCAGGGUCAUGGAGGAGACCCCAAACAUCCUGCGGGUCUCAACCUCUGGCAACAAGAAAGCUGGGAAGAUGUGACAGCUUUCUGGGGGCUCUUGG